ACACACACGCUGGACCACAGAAGAGAAGCAAAACCCCAGUCAAUCGUGGACAUUUUCCCAUUCACCCCCCCUGCCCCUCUCCCUCCAUCCAUCCGUGGAUUUGUCACAAGAAGAAGAUGAGGAGGAGGAGGAGGAUGGUGAUGAUGUGAAUGGGACACGGAGGCACCCUGCGCCGCUUGGUUCCCCUUCAUUUUGGAGCGAACACGCGGAGAUUUGCGCACCGGCGAGCGGGGCCAACGUGUGCGCUCUUCCGGGGCCCGGUACGCGUCGUCUUGGCGGACUGACGAAGCAGGAUGGAGGCGUUUUUCACCGAGGGGGCCCACGUUUGGGUCAGGGAGAAGGAGCAGCUUGUUCCAGCCACGGUCAACUCCUGCGGAGAUGGCACCCUGGUUCUCACUACUGACUAUGGAGAGGUGCUGUACCUGCAGCAGGCGGAGGUCACCAGGGAACGUGUGCACGCCAUGCACCAGACCAGCGUGGACGGCGUGGAGGACAUGUCGGCACUGGCUGAGCUGCACGAGGCCGCCAUCAUGCACAACUUGUACCAGCGCUACCAGAAGGACAGCAUCUAUACAAACAUCGGCAGCAUCCUGGCGGCAGUCAACCCUUACAAGCAGAUCCCAGGUCUGUACGACCCGGAGCGGGUGGACCUGUACUCCAAGCAUCAACUGGGUGAGCUGCCGCCGCACAUCUUUGCCGUGGCCAACGAAUGCUACCGCUGCAUCUGGAAGCGACACGACAGCCAGUGUGUGCUCAUCAGUGGGGAAUCGGGGGCAGGGAAGACGGAAAGCACCAAGCUAUUGCUGCAGUUCCUGUCGGUGAUGAGCCAAAAGUCAGCUGGGACACCGCCGUCGGAGAGAAGUACACGCGUGGAGCAGGCCAUUGUACAGAGCAGUCCUAUCAUGGAAGCAUUCGGGAACGCCAAGACCGUUUACAACAACAACUCCAGCCGCUUUGGGAAGUUCAUCCAGCUUCACUUUUCGGAGAGCGGCAACAUCCAGGGAGGCUGCGUCAUUGAUUAUUUACUGGAAAAGAACCGAGUGGUGCGACAGAACCCCGGAGAACGCAACUACCACAUCUUCUACGCGCUGCUGGCAGGAGCCAACAAAGAGCAUAAAAGCCUCUACUUCCUGGAGGAUCCAGCGGAAUCUUUCCACUACCUCAGUCAGUCGGGUUGCCUGAAGGACAAGAGUCUGAAUGACAAAGAGCUGUUUAACAGUGUUAUGGAGGCGCUGAAGGUGCUGGAGUUCUCAGACGAGGAGAUCCGGGACAUGUUCAAGCUCCUCUCGGGCGUCCUGCAGCUCGGCAACGUGGAGUUCAUGACGGCGGGAGGAGCUCAGAUCACCACCAAGCAAGUGGUGACAAACGCCAGCGAGCUGCUUGGCCUCGAUGCCUUCCAGCUGUCCGAAGUGCUGACUCAGCGCUCCAUCAUAUUGCGAGGGGAAGAGAUAUGCUCGCCGCUCACCAUCGAGCAGGCUGUGGAUUCCCGGGAUUCUGUCGCCAUGGCGCUGUAUUCCCAAUGUUUCUCCUGGAUCAUCCUCAAGAUCAAUCAGAAGAUAAAAGGGAAGGAAAAUUUUAAGUCCAUCGGUAUUCUGGACAUCUUUGGCUUUGAGAACUUUGAGGUGAAUCGCUUUGAGCAGUUCAAUAUCAACUACGCCAAUGAGAAGCUCCAGGAGUACUUCAACAAGCAUAUCUUCUCCCUGGAGCAGCUGGAGUACAACAGGGAAGGUGUCCAGUGGGAUGCCAUCGACUGGAUGGACAAUGCCGAGUGCCUUGACCUCAUAGAGAAGAAAUUGGGCUUGUUGGCUCUGGUGAACGAAGAGAGUCGCUUCCCCAAAGGCACAGACUUCACUCUUCUGGAGAAGCUUCACAGUAGACACUCUACCAACCCUUACUACGUGAAACCCAGACUGGCCGACCACCAGUUCGGCAUCAAACAUUACGCCGGGGAGGUCUUGUAUGACGUCAAAGGCAUCCUGGAGAAGAACAGAGACACCUUCAGAGACGACAUCCUCAACAUGCUGAAAGACAGCAGGUUGGACUUCAUCUACGACCUUUUUGAGAAGGUGGGCAGCAGGAACAACGAGGAGAAGAUGGGAACAGCCAGACGCAAGCCCACCGUCAGCUCUCAAUUUAGGGACUCGCUGCAUGCUCUCAUGGCCACUCUGAGUGCAUCCAAUCCUUUCUUCAUCCGCUGCAUUAAGCCCAACAUGGAAAAGAAUCCCAACGUUUUCGACCCUGAGGUGGUCCUGAACCAGCUGAGGUACUCGGGGAUGCUGGAGACCGUCAAGAUCCGUCGUGCCGGGUUCCCUGUCCGAAGAACUUUUAAAGAUUUCUUCUUGCGAUAUAAGAUCAUUUCCAAGGAGAAAGUGACAACAGCAGGCGAUGAUAAGAAGAGGAGCACGGAUCUUCUGACUAAAUACGACAAGACCAAGAAGGAGUGGCAGCUGGGGAAGACCAAAGUGUUUAUGAAAGAGUCUCUGGAACAACGCUUGGAGAAAGACCGCGACGAAGUGCGACGCCAGGCGGCCAUGAUCAUAAGAGCUCACCUUCUCACUUUCUCGGCCAAGAAACACUUCAAGCGAGUGCGUGCCAGCACCGUCACCCUGCAGAAGCACCUGCGCAGGCACAUCCAACGAGGCCGCUUUCUCCGCCAGCGCAAAGCAGCGCUGGUGCUCCAGAGGCACCGGCGAGGCCAGGUAGCCCGAACCCGCGUCCGCAAUCUCCGUGAGGAGAGAAGGAAGAAGGAGGAGGAAGAGAAGAAACUGGUAGAGAAGGCAGAGGACAAGGAGGAAGCGGAGGGGGAGACGGAAGGCGAUGUGGAGCAGGAGGGAGCCACCGAGGGGACCAAUAAAUCUUCUCAGGACGAGGUGCGUCAAAUGGAGGAGAUCCUUCAGCUGGAGCGCGAGAUCGAACGUCUGCAGAAGAAGCGCGAGGACGAGGUUUCGCAGCUGUGCGAGUCAUCCAAGCAAGAGCUGCAGUUGCGCCGCGACGCCGAGCUCAAGCGCAUGAAGAAGGAGGCCUCGCGCAAGGCCACGGGCCUCAUCGACCUGCUCAACUUCAGCGGCGUGGACCCCACGCUGGGCGAGGCGGCGCAGGCGGUGGUUGACGGCGAGGCCGAACCUCCCAAGGCCGCCCGGGCUGCCACCGCCAUGCAACUGGGCGUGUCCAAGGACGAGGAGGUGGACGAGGGUUUCCACGCUGAGGAGGAGUACAUCCCGCUUCCCGACUUCCCCCCUCCGGUGGAGACUGACACCCCUAUGGAUCAGGCCAUAUUCGCCCACCUCCCUCCGCCGCCGCCGGCCUUCGCCGAGGGGAUGGUGCCCCCCGCUCCACCCCCACUCCCGCCAGAGGGGCAGAAAGCCGAACCGGAGAGGAAGGUCAGCAUGGCGGACAGCCUAGUGGACGGCGAGGAGCCCAUCUACAGCAUGCCCGCCGACACCGAGUCCGACUACGACCAGGAGGAGGAGGAGGGCUCGGUGACGGCCGGCGACGACAGCUCGGUGUCGGGCAGCAACCGGGGCAGCGCCGCCGUCACCGACGAAGAGCACCCGCGCAAGUCCACCUGCACCAGCGUCAGCGCCGAGUCCUACCGGGGAAGCUCCGACUCAUAUGCAGGCAGCGACGACGAGCACGACGGCAUGAUGGACACCGACGAGGAAGCCACAAACGGACGAGUCACCUUGUUCAAUGGCAACGGGCCGCCGUAUUUCCACGGUUACCUCUACAUGAAAGCCGGCCUGAUGAUCCCGUGGCGAAGGCGCUGGUGUGUGUUAAAGGAUGAGACCUUCAUGUGGUUCCGCUCCAAGCAAGAGUCUCUCAAGUCGGGCUGGCUCUACAAGAAAGGAGGAGGCCUCUCCACCCUCUCACGCAGAAACUGGAAGAUGCGCUGGUUCGUGCUGAGGGACAGCAAGCUGAUGUACUAUGACAAUGACAGCGAAGAGAAGCUGAAGGGAACCAUCGACAUCCGGGCUGCAAAAGAGAUCGUCGACAAUCACGAGAAGGAGAACGCUCUGAACAUCGUGACGGACGAGAGGACCUACCAAGUUUUUGCUGAGUCGCCAGAGGACGCCAGCGGUUGGUUUAACGUGCUUAGUAAGGUGCGAGUAUGCACGCCGGAGCAGCUUCUGGAAAUGUCCCACGAGCAGGCCAACCCCAAGAACGCUGUGGGCACGCUUGACGUGGGUCUGAUUGACUCUGUUUGUGCAUCGGACAAUCCUGAUCGGCCCAACUCCUUUGUGAUCAUCACAGCCAACCGUGUGAUCCACUGCAACAGCGACACGCCUGAGGAAAUGCAUCACUGGAUCAGUCUGCUGCAGAAGCCCAAAGGCGACGCCAGGAUCGAAGAGUUCCUCGUUCGAGGUUGGCUCCAAAAGGAGGUAAAGACCAACGCCAAGAGCACUUCGCUGAAGCUCAAGAAGCGCUGGUUUGUCCUCACACACAAUUCGCUGGACUACUACAAAAGCUCAGAACGCAACUCUUCCAAAAUGGGCACGCUGGUGCUGAAUUCGCUCUGCUCCGUCAUCCAGCCGGACGACCGAGUGCACAAGGAGACAGGAUACUGGAACAUCAUUGUGUAUGGCAGGAAACAUUCCUACCGCCUCUACACCAAAAUGCUGAAUGAGGCCAUGAGAUGGACGGCUGCCAUACAAGGCGUCAUUGACAGCAAGACACCCAUCGAGACACCGACUCUGCAGCUCAUCAGAGACAUCAAGGAGAACAGCGUGAAUCCAGAAAUAGUGGAGCAAAUGUACAGGAGAAACCCCAUCCUCAGAUACACGCAGCAUCCUCUACACUCGCCGCUACUGCCGCUACCGUAUGGCGAAGUCACCAGCCUGCAAAGGCAGCAGGGCUAUGCUAGCCUGCAGGACGAGGCGGUGCGGGUUUUCAACUCGCUGCAGGAGAUGGAGACACUGGCCGACACGGUGCCCAUCAUCCAGGGCAUCCUGCAGACCUGCCAGGACCUGCGUCCUCUCAGGGAUGAGGUCUACUGUCAGGUGAUCAAGCAGACCAAUCAUGUGCCUCAGCCCAACAGCCCGGCCAAUCGGGCGCACUGGCACCUCCUCACCUGCAUGAGCUGCACCUUCCUCCCCAGUCGCGUUAUCCUCCGAUAUCUACGCUUCCACCUGAAGAGGGUUCGCGAGCGUUACCCCAGCACGGAGAUCGAGCGCUACGCCGCUUUCAUCGGGGAAUCCUUGAAGAAGACCAAGACUCGCGAGUUUGUGCCCUCCCAGGAGGAGAUCGCCGCCUUGCUUGUGAGGCAGGAGAUGAGCACCACUGUUUACUGCCACGGGGGAGGAUCCUGCAAGAUCUCCAUCAACUCGCACACCACUGCUGGAGAGAACCGCAAAACGCCGAGCUUCCUGGACGGCACGCUGAGGAGGAGCUUCAAGACAGGCUCGCUGAAGAAACAGAAGGUGGAAGAGGAGCAGAUGCUGGAGAUGUGGGUGAAGGAGGAGACGUCGGCCACGCGCACCAGCGUGCUGGAGAAGUGGACGCGGCUGCAGGGCAUGGCGCAGCACCAGGCCAUGCUCAAGUACAUGAGCAUCAUCAAGGAGUGGCCCGGUUAUGGAUCGACUCUCUUCGACGUGGAGUGUAAGGAAGGUGGUUUCCCUCACGAUCUGUGGCUGAGCGUUAGCGCGGAUAACGUCUCGGUGUACAAGCGAGGUGAACCCAAACCGUUGGAGACGUUCCAGUACGAGCACAUCACUUUCUUCGGUGCCUCACAGCUCUACACCUACAAGAUCAUCGUGGACGAGAGGGAGAUGUUCUUUGAGACGCCACUGGUUGGCGAGAUCACCAAGAUCAUGAGGGCUUACAUUAAUAUGAUGGUGAAAAAACGCUGCAGCAUCAUGUCCGUCACCAGCGUUGCCAGCUCGUGGGUCAGGUGAUCGCCGUUGGCCAAUCAGAGAACAGAGGCAGUCUUUCCAGUCCCUGCCAAGCGAGGAAAGUGGACGUUGAAGUCACAGGGGUCAAACGAACUGGGUUGAAUACAUGUUGGGAUUUUUUUUUUUUUUUUAAUUCAAGCAUGACACAUGAACUUGGAUUUUGGAGGGCAGUCCUUUCACGUAAAUUACAUUACCCCAGUUGUAGCACUUGCAUGUAGAUGUUCAAGGCCACUUCACAUGGUCAGAUUUCCUUCUCUGUGGGCCUCAAGCACAAAGCACCCAUGAGCUGUCCUGUCCUACUUCGAAUAAUGACUCUUGGGGGCUCCAUCCGAGGACCUCACGGGGCUUUCUCUGAGAAUGGGGUGGGGCCUACAUUAAAAUUAUUCAGCGACAGUCUCCCACACAAGACAUUAGGAGGUCUGCCUCCUUGGACCCAGUAAGGAGGGCUUACGUCCAGAGGUGGGCGCGACAAUACAUUUUGCUGGUCUUUGAUUCAUUCGCCAGCGGCAGCCAUCAACGUCAUUAUUUUGGGCCGAGCCAAACUGUAAUCAUCAGUCCUUCAUCGAUUUUUUUAACUGCGCUUCCAUCAUCGCAAAAUUUUAGUUGGUCACCGCUAUUUUAGGACGUCAGUAAAUUUCAUCCGUCCGUCAGUUAUUAGGCUGUCAGUCUGUCGGAAAAACAAACAAACAAACAAACAAACA
Hippocampus comes (tiger tail seahorse) is the source of this 6589-nucleotide messenger RNA. RefSeq names its product myosin X, like 1 (gene myo10l1). The record is from RefSeq and is a predicted model, not a curated record. Gene Ontology annotation, cellular component: axonal growth cone; myosin complex; cytoskeleton. The transcript is spliced from 42 exons. Gene Ontology annotation, molecular function: protein binding; cytoskeletal motor activity; ATP binding. Gene Ontology annotation, biological process: axon extension. NCBI's taxonomy places the organism in Eukaryota, Metazoa, Chordata, Actinopteri, Syngnathiformes, Syngnathidae. Bases 294 to 5891 code for a protein of 1865 amino acids.